Messenger RNA from Prunus armeniaca (apricot), 213 nucleotides. The record is from the annotation of a GenBank genome assembly. NCBI's taxonomy places the organism in Eukaryota, Viridiplantae, Streptophyta, Magnoliopsida, Rosales, Rosaceae.
AUGGUAGAGAAGAGAAAUCGUUUGUCCUUGGAUUCCAGAGAUACCGUCAAAUCAACCCCAAAGCUAAAAGGUUUGCCUCUUUCACUGGAUAGUAGAGAAGGUUCAAUGCGAGUAUCAUUCGAUUCCAAAACACAUCACCCUUCAAAAGGUUUGCAGCAUGUGGCAAGUCAAAUGACAGAGACCCUAAUCUACCUCAUCCUCCGGAACUUCUAA